This is a messenger RNA of Bacillus rossius redtenbacheri, 1503 nucleotides long. Its product is annotated as CLIP domain-containing serine protease B4-like. Gene Ontology annotation, biological process: proteolysis. NCBI's taxonomy places the organism in Eukaryota, Metazoa, Arthropoda, Insecta, Phasmatodea, Bacillidae. Gene Ontology annotation, molecular function: serine-type endopeptidase activity. The coding region runs from base 183 to 1178 and encodes 331 amino acids. The transcript is spliced from 7 exons. The record is from RefSeq and is a predicted model, not a curated record.
GAUACAAAGUUCUGCCCCACUGAAGGCAAGAUAAAUGAUUUUAUUGCAGUUGGCAAUGACAUAUACGUGGCCUGCUUGUUUGUGUAACAGUCGGUGAGGCAGGCACUUUGAAGAAUACACGCUGGUUCUGUCUUCGAUUGUUGGACUUACACCUCCAGUACUUAGGAACAGCGAUUUUCACGAUGCCUAUUUUAACAGCGUUGACUCUUGGUGCAGUUCUUUUCUUUAAUGGGUGGGCAGUAACUAAUUUUUUUCAUGAUGAAGGAAAAAUGAAAGUGAAAACGUGUUCAGAUACUCCUACGAUCGGCGGGAGCAAGAACCACACGCGGCGUAGCGCAGAUGGCGACCUGCCCCCGCCGCUGUUCGAGCCGCACGACCACCCCAACUGGCAGCUGUUCGAGCACGAGCAGUGCGGCGCCGUGGCGACGGACAGGACCGCCUAUGGGGAUGAGGUGGCCUUGGGGGACUUCAGAUGGGUUGCCAGGAUAGGCUACAUAAGUGACGAGGAGAACAUUCCCAAGUUCGGAUGUGGAGCAGUUCUUGUGAGCAAGUACUAUCUUGUCACGGCAGCACAUUGCGUCAUCAACCUCCCCAACAAGCUGAAAAUAGGCGUGGUGCGGCUGGGCGAGCACGACUCCAGCACGGACCCCGACUGCCAGGGAGGCUUCUGCAGCGACCCGGUGAUGGACUACCGGGUCGCCGAGGUCAUGGCGCACCCCGCGUACGGCCGCUACAAGAACGACAUAGCGCUCAUCCGCACUGACCGCGAGGUCGAGUUCACAAAAUGGAUUAAACCGAUAUGCGUAAUCGCUGGACCGCUGAUGAACAAGAGCUUUAUCGGAGACCAUCCUGACGUAGCGGGAUGGGGAGUGUACGGCCUUGACAAACCGGAGCGGAGCGUGCGCAUGCAGAAGGCACGGCUGCAGGUGGUGGAGAGCGGGCAGUGCGAGCCCACGUACCGGCGGCUCGUCCGACUCGACGACACGCAGAUGUGCGCGGGCGGCACCGUCUGCGUGGGCGACUCCGGGGGACCGCUCAUGCUGCUCGACGGCAGCCGCUACUUCCUCGUGGGCGUGCAGUCACUGAGCUCCAGUCGCUGCGGCUCCUCCGGCAAGCCCGGCGUCUACACGCGCGCCUCGGCCUUCAUGCAGUGGAUCAUGGAGCACAUGCAUCCGUGACACCUCCUCCAGCUUGCAGCAUGGCCAUGCCAUUUGUUGGGGUCCUCUCCUUCAUCGAAUGCAAACUUUCAAUAAUAAAGAAUAACACAUUCUUCACAAUCUCUAAAUUAUGUAUUCAAUAUAAUGUAUUUACAUUAUUAUAGUCACUUAUAAUUGUUUUUAUAAACCUUGCAAUUUUUAGCACUUGAAUGUUCGCAAACUAACCAUUCUUUCGAGAAGUAUUUGAUUAAAAUGCUUUCAAGAGGUGUGUUAAUGUUUAUUGAAAUGAAUUUACAUUUUUGUUUUCCACAAGUCUAAUAAAUUUUAAUUCUGAAAAUUUUUAAAA